UGGUAGACUGCGGUCUUACGUUUUAUAGGCCUCAAGCUUGUCUCUGGCGCGGAGGCUGAUGCCAGUUCUCUUUAUAUAGGCUAUCCUCAACCGCGUGGUUCAUCCGCGUCAUGCUGAUUGACAGAAGGGGUUGUUGUGUUCUUCAGAAGAACACUGUGUUUUGAGGAAGCAGUAGGCUAUACAGCUACUUACAUGAUUUACCAUAGGCAUGUUUCUGAAGAGUUUAAUAUGAUAGAUGAAUAAUAAUAAUUAUUAUUAUUAUAAUUACUAUUUUAUUAUUAAUAUCGUUGUUGUUAUUAUUAUUAUUAUUAUUAUUACUAUCGUUAUUAUUAUUAUAUUAUUUUAUUAUUAUAAUUAUAUGUAGCUAUAUUUGUUUUUUAAAUCUUUGCACACCUUUGCUAUGAUAUUUACAUAUUUACAAGAAAGAAAGAAAGAAGAGAAAGAAAAAGGAUUUCUGCUGGAUUCAGUCUCAGCUGUAGGCUAUAUAAGCUCGCAUCUCUUUUUUUAAAAUCAUUUUUUAUUUAUUUGUUAAUUUUUUUGUUUGUUUGUCUUAUUGUUAUUCUUGUUUUGUUAAUCAUUUUGAUUAAUACGAAAAAGACAGAAAGUAAGAAAGUAAAGGACUCAUUCGUAUCUAUGGUAGCUCCACGGUUUUGAGACUCCGUUGCCUUGGUUACGAUUAGUGAAAACAUACUAGAAGCUGAAACACAGCGCUAGCUUGGUUAGCAGUGCUAAUGCUACAUUAGUUAUCCGUGACUUUAAUGGUUAGACCAAAUGAAACGCGAUGAGAAGAAAGAGUUCAGACCUUUGAGUCGUUCAGAAAACAAGAAGCUAAAAACAUCAGAGGAGCUUUCCAUCUUGGGUGAUGACCAGUCCAAAGACUCUACUCUUAAAGGCAGGGAUAUCCAGGCUUUGGCCAGUCACCCACAGGAGCUCAAUAAACUCCAUGUACCAAAGCCACCUAAGAGCCAUCAGAAACCACUGCUCAUGGCUUGUGUGCAUAAAAUUCAUUCAGUGAAUCUGGACCCUGACUCUCAGCCUCAGGGCUACUCAGGGCCGGAAGGGCUCCGGUUUGAUGACAAAGGGAUGGUUCUUCCACACAGCAUCCUGGGUAGUUUGGAAGAUUUUAGAAGUUAUCUGGAGGCCAAAGGGGAGACAGAGCUGGUGAAGCAGAUACCCGAGUCCCAGAGAGAUCCUCCAUCUGAGGCCCCAGGGGGAUCUCAUUCUGAGGCUGUGGCAAGAGGGCAUGGGCUCUCUCCAGGCCACAGAAACAAACAGAGUAAUGCCCUGCAACAUUGGCAUACACACAUGAGGCAGCGCAGACGGCAGCAGGACUUUUUAUCUGAUUUGCUCGACAGGCCGGUUGAGAAUUUACUGAUGAACCAAGCUAACCGUUUCAGAGAAUUUCAGGAGAGGAGGGAAUUUCUAAACCAAGUCAUGCCACUCAUCCACUCUGGAUAUGGUUAUCGUGUGGGCAGUGAGUUUUGGAGUCUCCCCCAGCGUUAUGGAGAUGAAAUGAGUGGCCUCACAGCCACUCUGACUCAGACAGAGCAGGGCAGACGGGAACCUGUCACACAUGUUGGACAACCGAGCAGCAUACGCCAGGAAUCAGGAAUCAUUUGUGCUGAGACUCUGCGUCCAGCCUCUCGAACCUGGGACCAGAGUGCAUACCUACAGCAUCAGUGUCAGGAGCUCGGUGAGGUUCUACGGGACAUGGACAUCAAAAAGCCGGACAUCGACGGACUGGAGGUGAUAGGCGCUGGCAAGACAUUCACCUUUGUCACGGUGUGUGGUACUCCCUUACUGGAGAAGGAAGAAGAGGAGAAGAUGCACAGGGAGGAGAAGAAGGAGAACCUUGAUCCGCUGGAACAGUAUGAUGAUGCUCGGUCAGAUGUUUUACUCAUUCCUGCCUUGAGGUUCUGUGGGCAGCUUGCUAGCUGGACUGGAAACUCUUCCACUAACCAGGGAGAAGUAGGAAUCAGUUCCACAAUAUUCUUUGAGGCCCUGACUGGAGAAACAGCCUCGUCCCACCUGGAGCUACACAAUGAGGGCAGCACAGCCAUCUUCUACAGCUGGCAUCAGCUUCCCUUUCCACACAGCUUUCCUAACCUGCAAUUACAAACAAUGAACCCGCAGUUCUACUUCAAUUCCUCCUCUGGUGUGAUCCUUCCAGGUGAAACCCAGCGUUUGGAGUUUAUAUUCAAGUCAGAGAAGCCAGGCAUCAAAACUGAACUAUGGCAGCUCAACACCCACCCUAUGCUGCUGCAAGGAGCCUCCAUGCAGGUCACAUUGAAGGGAGUAGCUCUUUACCAGGACAAAACUGCAGACCAAAGACUUUUCGUAGAGACGAAGCUGGAAAAGAUAGUGAUGGUGAAAAUGUGUCAGUCGAUUGUGUAUGAGGUGCUGCGUGGAGUCCUUACCCCAGAGAGACCCAGCUCUCCUGCAGAGCUCUACAUCACUGAGGUGCAAACAUUUCGAAACAAAAACCCCAAGUUGCGGUAUCUUCAUCAGCCAGUGGAGGACUUGAAGAGACUGUGGCAAGAAGUAAAUCCAGGCCACACCUGGGACCUCUCUGUUGAUACUCUCCGACAGGUUGUGCUGUCUCUGCCUGAACAAGAGUCAGCUCGGGACACCAUCACCAGAGAAAAGAGCCUGGCCCAGCUCAGCUCUCUACUUCUGCAGCUGUCUGAACCUUCUGAACCGGAACACGCCCAUCUAACAGCAGCAGCUUUAGGACAGAUGCUGUGGAAGAAACUUCUGGACACCAUGGCUGGUGAGGCCAUGAGGCUCAGAAACCUGCUGGGCCUCCCAGAGAGAGAAACAUGGAUCGAUAAAAAGGAUGAAUCCCCAAUCUCUGACGCUGAUUUGGCUGAUAAUAUAAACAAAGAGGAGAAGAGUGAGAAAAAGGGAGGAGCAGCUGCUAAAGAGGAGAGGAGUGGGGCCAGGUCCAGAUUUAAAGAUGACAGCAAACGAGAGUCCAAGUCACCAACAACUGAAAAAUCAGUGGAGGAGAGCAAGAAGAAGGGGAAAAGAAAAGAUGAAGUGGGGAAGCGCAUCAUGGAAAAGGAAAAGCAAGGGAAUGAGCCUGCCUCACUGACUGAUACCCAUCCAGAGAGCAUCAAUCAGCAACCUUCCGAUGUAGAGCUGGAGGCGAUGAACACUUACACAAAGCUCCUGCACCAGAAGGUGUAUGCUCUGAUCGGAGACCUGGUGGACACCCUGUUUGACCCGAUGGAUGAGGGAGAGGAGGACAGACACACUUUUAACACAUGAGAGGCUCAGGAGCCCUGUAGUCAACCAACUGUAAUAAAACCUGUCACACAGGAAUCUGUUUUUAGAA
This is a messenger RNA of Seriola aureovittata, 3337 nucleotides long. RefSeq names its product mycbp associated protein (gene mycbpap). Lineage: Eukaryota; Metazoa; Chordata; Actinopteri; Carangiformes; Carangidae. The record is from RefSeq and is a predicted model, not a curated record. The transcript has 19 exons. The coding region runs from base 772 to 3270 and encodes 832 amino acids.